AUGUUUUUUCUCUCCUUCCUUCUUUUGUUGCUUCCUCUCGUCUCUAGUGCAUCACGCCACAGCUCACGCAUGCGCAGGAUGCAUGCUAGAUUUGACGAUACAGUGAUUACCGGCCAAUGGUCCUCUGUUCAGACGGGACCGUACUCGCUAUCCAAUGAUCUAUGGAACGAGAACAAUGCUCUCACGGGCUCCCAAACGUCCCAGCUCACGUCGUCGAGCGGUAGUGGAAUUGGUUGGACGACCUCAUACACAUGGACUGGUGGAUACCAAGUCAAGAGCUUCGCCAACGUUCAGCUCAAUACCGGUAUCAAUCAACAGUUGAGUGCUAUUUCCAGCAUGAAUACUAGUUGGCAAUGGAGUCAGUCGAGCGACGACGUUAUGGCUGAUGUGGCUUAUGACCUGUUCACAUCUUGGAGCUCUGGAGGCUCGAAUGCAAACGAAAUAAUGAUCUGGCUUGCAAACAUCAACUCUGGACCGAUCUCCUACAACUACGACGCUGAGGGCAAUGCUGUUCCUAUUGCGACCGGUAUCUCGUUGGAAAAUUACACAUGGAACUUGUACUCUGGAUUCAACGGAGUCAACCAAGUUUACUCGUUCCUCCUGCCCAAAGGCAGUGGUAACAUCAACUCGUUCAGCGGUGACGUGUAUUCAUUCCUAUCGUACCUGAUCGACAACGAGGGCAUAUCCUCAUCGCAGUAUUUGACCUGUGCUCAGGCAGGCACAGAGGUCAUAACUGGAACAGCGCAAUUUACUACGUAUGCUUACAACUUGACUAUCAACUAA
Suillus bovinus is the source of this 783-nucleotide messenger RNA. Its product is annotated as glycoside hydrolase family 12 protein. Gene Ontology annotation, molecular function: cellulase activity. The transcript has 5 exons. Bases 1 to 783 code for a protein of 260 amino acids. The record is from RefSeq and is a predicted model, not a curated record. Gene Ontology annotation, biological process: polysaccharide catabolic process. NCBI's taxonomy places the organism in Eukaryota, Fungi, Basidiomycota, Agaricomycetes, Boletales, Suillaceae.